CUCGAAAUAGGCAGAGAGCUGCUUUUGACUCUCUCACUUGCUUUAUAGUUAAUAUAAAACCUAAUUUGCUAACUUUUUCCACCGUUCAGAAAGCACUGGAAAGUCUCACUCUCUUCUCGAUCUUCGUGGAAAAUGGAAACAGUGCCUUCCGUGACCAACACCACAUACGCUGAGGCUACUAAGACAGGAGUCUUCUGGGACGUGGAGGAGUGUCCGAUCCCGGAAGAUCUCGACCCUGAAUUGGUUUACCAGAACAUCAGAUCAGCACUAGCUAAUAAAGGUUACCAUGGCGAGGUGAAAAUCAUGGCGUUUGGUGACAGGAAUCAGAUCCCAGGUUACUACCAAAUCCGCAGGAAUCGAAAUCUAUCCCCUCGGAGAUAAGUAUUUGAGAAUUAGAGGGAUGCUGCCACAUUUUUUGGUGUGGGUAUUGGAGAAUAGUCAUGAAUCGUCCAACAUGAUGAUAAUCUCACGAAACGGUAUGGAGUUAGCUUCGGCAUUCGAGCUUUGCAAAAAGGAAGGUCACAACAUUUUCUUUGCCAAUCCUCUAAACGGUCCAAGAAUUUGCGAGUGCAAAUACGAAGAUCUUACCACCGAGAUGUGGGUUUGGGAGACCCUAGCUGCUGGAGGAGACCCUAUCGUCAAAACCAAAAGAGGCGCAGAGAUGAGUAACAAGGAGGAGGAGGAGGAGGUUGAUAAGGAUUCUCGUAUAUGUUCCAUAUGCCAGAAUCCAUUAAGAAUAUUUAGUAAACGUGUCAUCCUAUAAGGAGACUUAAUUAUGAGAUUUUAGUUCUUAACUUGAAUUUCUUGUAAUAGCUUUUAUAUUUUUUAUGUAGUAUGUUGGUAAUUUCACGAGA
This is a messenger RNA of Brassica napus (rape), 854 nucleotides long. RefSeq lists its product as uncharacterized. NCBI's taxonomy places the organism in Eukaryota, Viridiplantae, Streptophyta, Magnoliopsida, Brassicales, Brassicaceae. Gene Ontology annotation, cellular component: peroxisome. The record is from RefSeq and is a predicted model, not a curated record. Gene Ontology annotation, biological process: regulation of gene expression. The transcript is spliced from 3 exons. The coding region runs from base 133 to 381 and encodes 82 amino acids. Gene Ontology annotation, molecular function: RNA nuclease activity.